Molecule: messenger RNA, 3224 nt
Organism: Etheostoma spectabile (orangethroat darter)
Lineage: Eukaryota; Metazoa; Chordata; Actinopteri; Perciformes; Percidae
Gene: ttc7a
Product: tetratricopeptide repeat domain 7A
Biological process (GO): phosphatidylinositol phosphate biosynthetic process; protein localization to plasma membrane
Cellular component (GO): plasma membrane
Molecular function (GO): protein binding
Source: RefSeq, a predicted model, not a curated record
CGACGCACACACACACACACACACAUACACAGAUGCACGCUGUGGUGAGGAAGGAGAAGCGUCGAUUUCGAGCAAAUGUCAAGUUUCCAGAGAGAAAAUGACGCUGCUAAAGCUCUGUUCAGAAGACUUGAGUGUGCAGUUACUCCCAUCGUGUCCGGCGAGUACAGUCACCACCGGGACAGAGCAGUGAUGGCAUCCCGGGUCUCCUUCACCCAAGCCCGGGUGGAAGCGGAGCUGGAGCGCUACCGGGCCGAGUGCCAGUGGGACAAGAUGCCGAUGAUCAUCGAGCAGAUGAAGGUGGCGCGGAUCCACGAGGACGAUGACUACGGGAUGCUGCUGACGGCCGAGAUGCUGCUGGAGGAGUGCCUGCAGGAAAACCUCGACCUUUUACGGAGCUCCACCCCUUUGAUGGACAAGGCCCAGCCCAGACUGGGCCGUGCCAAAAGCCACCUUAACACCGUCCUCAGCCGAGGCCGUCUCACGCCCAGGUAUCUGAACGAGGCUCUUCUGCUGAUGGCUAAAGUGCACUUUGUGCAGGGUCGCUACCGCGACGCCCAGGGCAUGUGUGCCAGGGUGGGACUGGAGGAGCUGACCCAGAACGAGCAGCCGACCUACCACCUCCGCCUGCUGGCCGAGGCUUUUGUGAUCAAAGGUCUGUCUCUGGACCACCAGACAGUUUCUGCAUCGUCCCGUGUCCGCCUGUCAGAGAGGGAGGAGGAGUGUCUGUCCUGUUACCUCAGGGCUUGUGACGCGGCCCUGUCCUACCUGCAGGAGCUCGAUAAGAUUUCAGUGACAACACCCCACACCAAAACAGCCAAAGCCAGUCUGGCUCCAUCACCAGUGGAUAUCGACCUGGGCUACUUCCUACAGGCUUCCUUACAAAGUGCUUACCUUUGUCUGCUGCAGAGGGGCCAUCUAGCACAGGGUGCUCAUCAGCUGCGUAGGGUCCUCAGGGUGGUGGAGUCACGAGGGUCUCAGAACUUCAAGAAGUCUGCAGCGAGAAAGCUAGCUGAGGUGCUGCUGAGCUCCGUCAGUGAGGACAGCUACUGGCCCCCGCUGGGCCCCCCACCCUCAGCCUGGCUUCUCAGGGAGGGAGCCGCGGCCUCCAAAGACGCCAUCUACCCCACUGUUAAACCCCCCCAACGUUACAGCACCGACGGUUGCUUCUGUCCUCAGGACGUGGUGGAGGAAGCUGUGCUGCUGCUGCUCAUCACAGAGUCCAUGGCCAGCGGCGAGGCGGUGAUCAGCCGUCUGCCAGACCAGGCGGAAGCUCGUCAGGCCAGCCUGCAGGAUGCCACCUCUGUUUAUGACCUGCUCACCAUUGGCAUGGCCAGGAGAGGGCAGUACGGCAUGCUAUCUGAGUGUCUGGAGCGAGCCAUGAAGUUUUCUUUCAACGAGUUCCACCUCUGGCACCAGCUGGGCCUGUCACUCAUGGCGGCUGGGAAGGGCGUUGGUGCUGUGUCUGUAUUUAAAGAGUGUGCCAGGAUGAAACCAGAGGACCCUUCAUUGCCCCUUUUGGCUGCUAAAAUCUGCAUUGGUCAACUUCACUGGUUUGAGGAGGCCGAGGCUCUGUCGCGGACUGUGGUGUCCAUGGGCGAAGAAGCCGAAGAAUUUCUACCUCGGGCCUACCUGUCCCUGGGACUCUGCUGCAGUUUACAGGCCUCUGAUGCAAUCCCUCCCCUGCUGACUCGGCUGAUGCCCAGAAAAAACCACCUCAAAGCCCUGGAAACCCUUUGCCUGGCUCUCAGCCAGCACCCCCCUCUGCUGUUCACAAAGGUGAAGCUUGAAGAGCCCUUUUCGCCCGGCCACAGCCCUCCAGACUGUGAAGAGAUGCUGCAACACUGGCUGAGCCGCUAUGAUGUCAGCCGCUCCAGUGAGACAGAUGACAGCAGCAGUAUACCGAUGGCUGAGAGGGUGGAGGUCAGCUCUGGAGCCAGGAAACCCUCCAUCCACCUCACCCUGCCUGACUUCCAGGAGGCCUCCACAGGUUCCCAGAGCCCGUCGUCAGUUGCAGCGUCUCGUCUGGAAGCGGCGCUCUCGGAGGUGUCGGACCUCAGCUCCUCCCGUCGCCAAGGACCCACCUACAUCUGGGCCACCCUGGAGUGCAUUUGGCUGCAGGCUGGGGAGUUGUUCAUGGCGGAUGGUCGGCCAAAGGAGGCCCAGUUCUGCAUAGCCGAGGCCAGCGCGCUCUUCCCCAACUCGCACUCAGUGCUGCUGCAGCGGGGCCACCUGGCUGAGCUCAGGGGCCAACUGGAUGAAGCCAAAAACCUGUAUGACGAGGCCCUGGCCAUCCAUCCCACGGGAGAGCGCAUACUUGUGCACAUGGGCUGUCUGCUGGUGAAAACCGGCCGUGUCCACCUUGGGGAAAAGGUCCUGCGUGACGCGGUUCAGGUCCACAGCACCUCCCACGAGGCGUGGAGCGGCCUGGGCGAGGCCCUGCAGUCUCGGGGCUCUAGCCAGGCUCCCGACUGCUUCUUGACAGCCCUGGAGCUGGAGGCCUCCUGCCCCAUCCGGCCCUUCACCAUCAUCCCCAGGGAGCUUUGAGGGGCUCACAAGCUUCAGCCUCGGGAUGGUUAGCUUAGCAUAAGGAAAAGUCUAAUUCAUAACCCUCUGUAAAGCUACAAUUGUUAUUUCAUACAUUGGACAUAUUAAACAAACAAAAUAUAAUAUAAUAAGUGAACAAAAGAGUUUACGGUAGGCACAUUUUUGUUUGUAAUCUUUAGACAGAGCUUUUUCCCCUUGUCUCCUGUCGUUAUGCUAAGAUAAGAUAACCUAAGCUAAUAUGAAUAUGGUAUCAAUUUUGUCAUCUAAAUUCUAGCAAGAAAGUGAUCCUAAAAUCUAAAGUAUCUCUUUAAUAAGUAUUCCUUUAACUAUUGUUCUCAAUGUCAGUGACUUUCGUUAUCACCCUCUUAAUUAUCUAAUUGUCCAAGUAAUAUAAAUGAGCAUGCCUAGCAUCCAUUCUUGAUAAGUUAUCAGAUCAAAAAAAUGUAGAAAAAUUUUUUUAUUUGUCAGUGUUGCAUAUUUACGUAAAAACAGUGGCAUUAAUAUUGGAAUCAACGCUGUUUUUGUGCAAAAGAAGCAACAGAGGCAUUCAGAUUAUUGCAGAUAAUAUUAGAAUAUCGUUAUAAUACUGUAUUGUAACAAUGUACUGUACAUCUCCUAUGGAGUUAUAAGUACAGAAGUAUAGCUAUUUGGCAAUUAGCGACAAAUUAGUAAUAUUUAAA